Molecule: messenger RNA, 1170 nt
Organism: Saccostrea echinata
Lineage: Eukaryota; Metazoa; Mollusca; Bivalvia; Ostreida; Ostreidae
Product: CCR4-NOT transcription complex subunit 9-like
Exons: 9
Coding region: 95-1012 (305 amino acids)
Biological process (GO): negative regulation of translation; mRNA catabolic process
Cellular component (GO): CCR4-NOT complex; CCR4-NOT core complex; P-body
Source: RefSeq, a predicted model, not a curated record
AGAGAAACAACAAAUAUUGGGCGAUUGGCAAGAAUGUUUUGAAUUUUAAUUUAAGGCGAUUACCGUAGAAGUUGCUACCAUAGAGUAAGGAAGGAUGGCAACAGGACAGUUACAAACAGGGCUCCCGCCACUCACACAGGCCCCGCCCACCAUGUCACAAGUGGACAGAGAAAAAAUCUACCAGUGGAUCAUAGAACUGACAAACCCAGAAACACGGGAAAAUGCCUUACAAGAACUCAGUAAGAAGAGAGAAGCAGUGCCGGAUCUCGCUCCAAUGUUAUGGCAUUCCUUUGGGACAGUUGCUGCUCUUCUGCAGGAAAUAGUCAAUAUUUACCCAGCAAUCCAUCCCCCUCAUCUCACGGCUCAUCAGUCCAACAGAGUGUGCAAUGCCUUGGCCUUAUUACAAUGUGUUGCAUCUCAUCCAGAAACAAGAUCUGCAUUUCUUCAGGCCCACAUUCCAUUGUUCCUAUACCCAUUUCUUCACACCAUCCAUAAGACACGCCCAUUUGAGUAUCUACGACUGACCAGUCUGGGUGUGAUAGGUGCUCUAGUCAAGACAGAUGAACAAGAGGUUAUAACCUUCCUUUUGACAACUGAGAUAAUUCCACUCUGUCUGCGUAUAAUGGAGGCAGGAAGUGAGCUUUCUAAAACAGUGGCCACUUUUAUUCUUCAGAAGAUUUUAUUGGAUGAAUUAGGGCUUUCUUAUAUAUGUCAGACUUAUGAAAGGUUUUCACAUGUUGCCAUGAUUUUGGGAAAGAUGGUGCUUCAUUUAUCCAAAGAAAUGUCUGCCAGGCUGCUAAAGCAUGUUGUUCGCUGCUACCUGAGAUUGUCCGAUAAUCCUAGGGCAAGAGAAGCACUCAGACAAUGUCUGCCUGACCAACUCAAGGAUAACACUUUCUCAAGUUGUAUGAAGGAUGACAAUGCCACAAAGAGGUGGCUAAUGCAGUUACAGCAGAAUCUAGAGGCCCCAGGAAUUCCAGACCCCAGAAGUAUGCCUUUACAUCAACAGUGAUCAGACAGGACUUGGAAUUUCAAUGACGAUGGACCUGUGAAUGUGUGUUGUCAAGAUACACUUCAGCAUUUAAAUCAUGCUUGAUACAUCAUCAGUGAUCUCAGAUAUAUGACAAAAAAGUAACAUGUAUGUAAAUAAAUUGUUAAGUAUUGAAAAAA